CCGAGCGCGAUAGCCGCCGCCGGAGGUGUGGCGGGUUGGGGCUGGCGCCUGAUACGACGCUAUCAGCCCGCCUUAUCCCAGGUCGACGUCUGCAGGAGGCGCCGGCGCCCGGCCCGCGCAGAGGCGUCUUGGCGAGCGAGGGGUGUGUGCGCGCGUGCCCGUCGCCGAGCGAUGGAGAUCAGCUAGCCGACCAGAGGCCGACAGGGAGAACUAGCAAGGGGCCGCCAUGCCGCUGUGGGGCAAGUCUCAGAAGAACCCCGCUGAUGUGGUGCGUGCCAUCCGAGACGGCCUGGCGACGCUCGAGAGAGGCGACAGGAGAACGGAGAAGGCACUGGAGGACGUCAGCAAGAAUCUGGGCUAUGCGAAGACGAUGCUGUUCGGCUCGGCGGACCAGGAGGCGCAGUCAGAGCACCAGCUAGCCAGCCUGGCGCAGGAGAUGUACAACACCAACUUACUGUACAUGCUCAUCAGGAACCUGGCCAAGAUCGACUUCGAGGGCAAGAAGGACGCCACGCAGAUCUUCAACAACAUCCUGCGCCGCCAGAUCGGCAGUCGCUCGCCCACCGUCGAGUACAUCUGCACUAAGACCGAGAUCCUCUUCACGCUGAUGAAGGGGUACGAGCAGCAGGAGGUGGCGCUCCACUGCGGCAGCAUGCUGCGGGAGUGUGCCCGCUAUGAGCCGCUCGCCAAGAUCAUGCUUCACUCAGAGGAGUUCUACAACUUCUUCACCUACGUCGAGGUCUCCACCUUCGACAUAGCGUCCGACGCCUUCUCUACAUUCAAGGAGCUGCUGACGAAGCACAAGAUUAUGUGCGCGGAGUUUCUGGAGACCAACUACGACCGGGUGUUUGAGCAGCACUAUAAGCAGCUGCUGCACUCGGAGAACUACGUCACGCGACGCCAGUCACUGAAGCUGCUGGGCGAGCUGCUGCUCGACCGGCACAACUUCACCGUCAUGACCAGCUACAUCUCCAGCCCGGAGAACCUGAAGCUCAUGAUGAACAUGCUCAAGGAGCGCUCCAGGAACAUCCAGUUUGAGGCGUUCCACGUGUUUAAGGUGUUUGUGGCCAACCCGAACAAACCGAAGCCCAUCCUGGACAUUUUGCUGCGGAACCAGGAGCGGCUGGUAGACUUCCUCACGCGCUUCCACACUGACCGCAGUGAGGACGAACAGUUCAACGACGAGAAGGCCUAUCUUAUAAAGCAAAUCAAAGAGCUAAAGCCAAUGUCGGACCAAUAGUGACUGCUUGGCGCCAGCUGCCAGCCGCGGGCGGCGGCCAAGUGGAAUUUCUCCGAGACGAUGGCAGAUGGCGGCGCGAGAGUGAUGAGCCAAAGCAGAUGCCAGUGAAGUCUGCCGCAAGGUUGUGUGAUUGGUGCUAACCCUGCUUCCACUGCCACGCCGCUGCUGCCGCGAGGCUGGGCGCGUCACAGGCCGGGAAGCACCGUCAGGCGCGUCCGCAACGCCAAACCGGCCGACUAAUGGGGGAAUUAAUGUGUUCGCUCGGCGUGCACAGCAGCUAGAUACCUUGCCUGGCUCUCCGAUUAUCAGGUGGUGUAAGUGCCCACGGCAAUGAUCGCACGUGUAUGCUAAUUAAUAUGGUGAUCGUCGGUGGCUGGUGGCCGCUGGCCGUGCCUGUAGACCCGAGGGCGAUGCGGGCGGCGAGCGGCCGUGCUGACGCGGCGCUGGGCCCGGGCCGCCGCCCACUAACAGCGUGCGGGGGCGUCGGCGCGCGUCGCCUGUGCAUAUCCGAGGGCUGUGGGUCUGCCCGCCGUUUGUACUCGUGAUCGCAUGGCCAGUGGGCCGUCGCCGGGCUGGGGACCGGCCACGGUGGUGGGUCCCGAUAAUACAGCCCGCUUACGAGGG
Molecule: messenger RNA, 1864 nt
Organism: Pollicipes pollicipes
Lineage: Eukaryota; Metazoa; Arthropoda; Thecostraca; Pollicipedomorpha; Pollicipedidae
Gene: Mo25
Product: calcium binding protein Mo25
Exons: 7
Coding region: 227-1240 (337 amino acids)
Biological process (GO): intracellular signal transduction
Molecular function (GO): protein serine/threonine kinase activator activity
Source: RefSeq, a predicted model, not a curated record